Molecule: messenger RNA, 675 nt
Organism: Thlaspi arvense
Lineage: Eukaryota; Viridiplantae; Streptophyta; Magnoliopsida; Brassicales; Brassicaceae
Source: the annotation of a GenBank genome assembly
AUGGAGAGCCACGGUCGACUCAGAAAUCUCUAUAAAGAGAUGACAGCUAUGGCACAGCACAUGAUAGUUAAUACGUCUAAUUUCAGAAGCAAAGAAGCUGAGACAGCCAGCCUCAAAAACCAGUUAAAAGAUCUCCAGAGAUGCCUAGAAAGUAUGAUUCAUAACCAGAAUCAAGCUGAUACAUACUUUAAUCCUCUUGGAAGUAUGCCAUCAGGAUUUUCUAUGUAUCAGGGAUCCUACUCCCCAGGUUUUCUCUCUGGUUAUCAAGAACCUAAGACGAAGACAUCUCUCCCAGGAUUCUUAUCAUCCGACGAAGCUUUCACAUCUCGAUAUGGCACACCAUCGGCUAGUAAUUUCAAAACAAAGCCGACUCGUGCGAAACCAAGAAGACAAAAAGAAUCAGAAUUCCUAGCAAAUCCAACAAAGAGACCAACUCUAACCUCCUCCUCAAGUCACAAAUCUAUUGAUGAUUCAAAGAAGAAAGAGAAGGAUAUUGGGAUAAUCGAAUUUUCGAUGUCUAACCUACUCGAUACUAUCGGCCAAACUUCUAGAGAAACGACGCCUCGAAGACAGGACCAAACACCUCGAAUCAGCUCAACGCAACCAAUCGAGAUGAUCAACCAUUUUUCUGACACGAGUUCUGAUAGCUAUGAGGAUAGUUCAGAUGAGGAGUAA